Messenger RNA from Drosophila pseudoobscura, 2328 nucleotides. RefSeq names its product Neprilysin-like 11 (gene Nepl11). Bases 200 to 1993 code for a protein of 597 amino acids. Gene Ontology annotation, molecular function: metalloendopeptidase activity. The transcript is spliced from 2 exons. NCBI's taxonomy places the organism in Eukaryota, Metazoa, Arthropoda, Insecta, Diptera, Drosophilidae. The record is from RefSeq and is a predicted model, not a curated record. Gene Ontology annotation, biological process: protein processing. Gene Ontology annotation, cellular component: plasma membrane.
GGAAACACACAACCCGCAGCGCAUUACGGUUCAUUUGCGGAAGUGCGCCUGGGAAUUAGCUGUGACCUUUGAGAAAGUGACCUUUUUCGAGGAAAUAAGCGCCACAGUCCACUCUUCUGGCACUGGCAGUGACAGUGAAAAGUGCUGUAGGAACCGAGUGCAUUUCGAUUCGAGUCGCCAGAGACAGAGCACGUGGAUAAUGUAUCUGAAAGUGUUCGCUGUUCUGCUGUCGGCGGUGUGCGUGAGCUGUGCUGAUAGCUUUGCCAGCGUUGAGAACGACCUGCUGCACUUCUCGUACAAGCUGGAGCAGUAUCUGGACACCAACAAGCUGCCGUGUCAGGACUUUUACGGCUACGUUUGCAGCAGGAGCGCCAAUCUCAGCCAGACCGGCAAAGAGCGCUUCCAAACCUUCCUUAGGGUGGCCGACGAUGAGCAAUUAAUGGACAUGGAGCUGCAGCUUGUCAACUUCUUCAAGUCCUGCGAGAGUGCUCGCGGAGCGGAUGCACUGAGGAACUCGCAGCUCUACCGGGCCAGCGGGGGCUGGCCUGCGUUGGAGACCGCCAAGCCGAACGCCACUGCACGGAGAAACCAUACUCUGAGCUGGCUGGGAUUGCUGGGCCAUUUUCACGAAAUGGGUUCGCCCUAUUUCUUCAAUGUGGAGCUCACUAUGCAGUCCAACAAGCGGCUGGUUGUGCUCCGGCCUGACAGCACCCGACGGCACACCAUGAGGAAGUUCGAGCAGCGGGUGGGCGAGCUUCUUCAGAGCUUCGACAUCGAGCAGAGUCGGGCUCAUGUGGCCGCUCUCGAAGUGCUCAGCCUGGAGCGCAGUCGCAGGGACAUUGUCAAGACGGAGCACAUAGAGGAUGAGGUGCAGUUCACCUAUGGCAACUUCAAGCGCAGUGCUUUCGGUAAUUCCUCCUUGGCCAGACUCGAUUGGGACGGUUACUUCAGGAAGCUGCUGGGCGGGAAGACGCCACAGGCCACCGACACGAUCGUUGUAAAGCAGCUUCCGCGGCUGGUCGACUACUUUGUGCUGCUGCAGAACACCAGCAUGCACCGUCUGCUCAACUGGAUCUGGACGGACUAUCUGAUGGACAUUGUGGACUCCGACUGCCACCAGCUGGCGGAGACGUACGCAGGGGACAUAUAUGCCCAUGUGGUGCAGAGAGUUAGUGCGGAUCGGGUGGAGCUCACCCAGAUGUACUCGGCCUUGGGAAAAGCCUACACGGAGCAGCUCGCGAAGAGCGUGUGGGUCGAUGAAAUCUCGCAGCAGAGCUCGAAACAGUUUCUGGGCCGGAUCAUGCACCUCACCCUCAAUGGAGACGAGCGCCUAAACGCCGUCUACCACGAAAUUGUGCUGGGACGUCGCAGCUUUUACCGAAAUCUCGAGAAGCUGCGGCGCUUCCAGCGCAAACGUCAGCCGCCCUCAGAGUCGAGCCAGCAGCUGCGCCAGUAUGCACAGAUAUUCGACAGCGUCAACGCCCUGCUGGGAAAGCAGAACCUGAGCACUCCUCUAAAUCACUUGCUGGUUGCGGAGUACUUUGCCAGGAGUCUGGUGGCAGCGGGAAGCAACAGCCGGACACCGGGGGCCUGGCGCAGUACGGACUCGGAGAGGAGGUUCGCCGCAUUUCAGAACUGCAGCGGGACCUCGCCCACCCAGGUGAACGCGGACGAGCUGCUCCUGGGUCUGUUGGCCCAGCGCCAGGCCCUCAGCUGCUACAAGCAAUGGCUCAGGCAGCCUGAGAGGGUUCCGCUGCAGGAACGGAUAGACUCUCUUCUCGGCGUUGGACGCAUGAAAUUGUCCCUCCUCCGGCUUUACUUCAUCGGAAGUCUACUUGUGGACUGUCGGUCUGAGCUGGGCCCACUGCAGCAGGAGCGCAAGCGGCAAUUGGUUCACGCCGUUAUGCGGAACUCACGCGAAUUCGGCGAUGCCUUCCAGUGCCAUUCCGGCGACGCCCUCGCCGGACAGUACCAGCGCUGCAGUCUUCUGUAGGCUCAGGAGGAACUCUCGGCCUGCAUUACGAGUGCCGAGCCUGGCCAGAUUUCGGUCAGACCUUGAACUUUUCAGACUGGUCUCUGGCUUGCGGAAGAAAAUCGAUAGAAGUGUGGCACUCCACGGAAUUAUUCAGUCACAUGGUCAGAAGCUCCCGCGCGAGUCUACCCCUUUCAAUCGAUUGAUUUUCCGAGCUGCUUUCCAUCUGCUCUGGUUUUUCUCUCCCUGGACAGAGCCAGCAUAUGUUUACGCUUAGGUUAGGUUAGGUUACGUAUGAGCUUAGCGUAAGGCAUAUAAACGGAAACGGAAAAAAUAAACGAAAGUUGUGGCAAAGA